GUUUCAUGACAGUUGGUCCGCCGCAGUCGUGGUGUGCGUUAGGUUCUGUGAACUACUUUAUAUUUAUUGCUAUUUAUAACAAAUUGGGCGUGUUUUAUUUAAAUAUUAAGAAAGAAAAACAUUAAAAUAUUGUUUAAAAUUCCUAUUUAUACCUUUAAAGUUAGUGAUAAAAGAACAUUUAAGUGACAUUUUUAAAACUGUUAAUGUAAUAGGCAAUGCAGUGUUCGCUAUCGCGCAGAGUUUUCUAAUAAAUUGUGAUUUAUUUAAUCUACAAUGGGGAAAUUGUUGAGUCUUUUGUCUCGGGACGACUCGAAUUGUUGUUCGUCGCCGCGUUACGAUAUCUUUUUGGAUUUCGAGAACGCCGCGCCCACGGAUACUGAGCGCGAUGUUUACGAGGAUGUUCAGCGAGUGUUGUUGGACUCGGAGAAGAUAUUAGAAGAGAUACAGUGUUACAAGGGUGCGGGGAGAGAGAUACGAGAGGCGAUAGCAGAUCCUUCGCGGAUGUCGCAGGAGCGAGCGUGGCGCGCAGUGCGGCCGCUGGUGGACAAGCUGCUGCGCUGCUACAACCACUCCCUGCAGCUGCAGCGGGUUGUUCCACGACUGCUCGGCUCAUUAGUAGGAGGUGCAAUGAGUCCAACACAGCAUCUGGAACAGCAGCAAGCCCUGGUCAAACAGUUCGCAGAAAUAUUAGAAUUUGUCCUCAAAUUCGACGAAUACAAAAUGAAAACACCAGCGAUACAGAACGACUUCAGCUACUACAGGCGGAGCGUGUCCCGGGGUGGUCUGAUAAACGCAGACCUACCUCCCGGAGAAGAGCCGCACAUAACCGCAGAGGUUGCGAACAGAAUGUCCCUCUUCUACGCUCAAGCCACGCCGAUGCUGAAGGUCCUGUCCGAAGCCACCAGCCAGUUCGUGAACGAUAACCAACAAGAUUUGGAAAAUACGACAGAGACCCUCAGCACUAUGGCCAAAGUCUGUCUCAGGAUGCUCGAAAACCCGAAACUCGUGGCCCAGUUCAGUCGCGAAGAGACGUCGCUGUUAGUCCUCCGCGUGAUGGUGGGCCUCAUCAUCCUCUACGACUGGGUCCACCCCUCCGGUGCCUUCUGCCGCUCGUCCUCCGUCGACGUCAAGGGCUGCGUCAAGUUCCUCCAGCAACAACCCCCAACGAAAGCUGAACCCCUCCUCAACGCGUUAAGGUAUACGACGAAGCAUUUGAACCACCAGUCGACGCCGAAAAACAUCCGGACCCUGCUGGCGGCGUGAGGGCAGCACUCGAGCCUUGCAUGUUGCUGUGGAGAAUAAUGCGACAAUAAUUAACUGUGGGGAUAUCUCGGCACGCGUUUGUUUUGCUCCUUAGUGAUACACCUACUAUCUAUAUUGAAUACAUUGAUCUCUAUUAUAAUUGACUUAACACUGUCACUAUUCGUUACAAUUUGACAGCUAUCAGCGUAUAACAGAGCGUAUUAUAAUAGAGGUCAGUGGUAGAAAACAUAAUAUCUAUCUCUCAUCAUAUUGACCGUGGACCACUAUUAAUCCAAAGCCAAUUCAUAUGGUUAAGUUAAGCUGAUGACAGCUUCCGACCAUGUCAGAGAUCAAAGUAAAACGACGCAGUUUAUAAAAAACCAAGAACACUUUGCUAUUUCGAUGAGAGAACUGCUUGCAUUCUUUGAGUUAUUUUGAUAUGGAAUCCUGCGGGUGAAAAAUAAAAGAAAUCUAUAAAUAUAUCCAUUACCUACACAAAACUUCCUUUGACUAAUUUCUUGUAUGAAUUUGGGGUAUGAAUAUACGAAGUUAGAAAUAUAUGAACACGAAAUUCUAUUUUUCUUACGUUAAUAGUUAGCGAGCUUCAAAAGCAACAUAUUAAGUAGAAUUAUUGAGAAACUCCCUACUACCCACAUUCGUGCAAGGUUUCAUUCAACCCUCUACGUCACAACAGAAUUUUACGUCAGUCGUAAGUUAGCUUUUAUAAAACUAUGAUGAUAAGGCUUAGACAACUCGUAUGUGUAACGUAAUCGAAGAAGUAUUAUUUACAUUUUAAUCUAAUGUAUAAAACUGAAUUGGGUCAUACUGUUACCACAAUUUAUUGUGCAUUUUUUCCAAAUAAACCGUUACUGAUAUAAUUCCCCGUACACUGGGUAAUGCAAGUCUCUGAUGUACGCAGACAUUAAUCUUCAAGCGACCACUGCCUAUACACUCAUGGAGUUUCAUUCAGCUUGCGUCGUUCCAGAAUUAAGUCAGUCAGAAAUCGGAGACUUGAAUUGUCUCGAGUGUGAAUGACCCAUAAACUGCACUUAACCCAUAGGAAUAUUAACAUCAAUGUCAAUUUAUUGUUUCAUUAUACUUAGAUACAACUAAUAGUUAUACUUUGUCUUUAUUAUAAAUUUAUUGAUCCCAGUAUUGGAUGGUAUUAAAUAAUAGAUAUUGUAAAUUUUUAUAUAGCACAAAUUAUAUUGUUACGCAUAUCCCUUUGAUGGGUGGUGAUUUGCGUUUGUAUUCGGUUCCAAAGAUUUAUUCACAAUUGUUAAUUACUACUUGUUUCGCUCAACAUUCGUGCGACAUAUUGUUUUAAGACUGAGAUGUAUCUACCAUCGAUUGUUACACACUCACGAAAUACAACUCCUGUAUUUAUAUUAUGACAGAAAUGUAUAGUUGACGUAAAACUAUGCCUUAUACAAUGAAAGUUAAGGGCGUACCUAGCGUAUAUGAGUAUUACAAUGCCUUUUCUAAAAUUAUUAUAAAGUGUUAAGUAUCUCGUGUUAACAAUGUUGAAUUUAUGCAUGUACCACUGCCUUGAUGUUAACUAACAUAAUAAUUUUAAAUUGAAUUUAUAGGUAUGAUAUAAAUGUUUUCACUAUUGAUGUAUUAACUCAAAUAUAAGUAUAACGAAGCAUGUACUGUUUAUUUACAAGUUUAUAAGUGUUAACAGUUCGCGGCUCCCUCUAGUUCGUGUAAUGCCCGCUAGGUGGAGCUCGAAGGUGAGAUUACUAUAUUUUUUAAUUAUAUUGAAAGCCGCUGAUUACGCUCAAAAUCAAUCUUUGAAUGUUAAUUUAAUUCUACUUCUUAAAUAGGAUCUCAAGUUAUUGGUCCGAUUGAAAUUAGUGUUUCAGUCGAUUCAGCGAUGUCAUACUGCAUAUUAUAUAUACAGUUCACUUUAGCAUAAGUUUUAUGUUUCCAUGAGGAAGGUUAUGGGUAAAGAAGGGCUCAUACAUGUUUAUUUCUAUUUUAACUAGAAGUAGUCCUACGUGUGAGUGGCGCACACCUGGGGCCGAAUUAUGAAGUGUUACAGCCAUUCAUUAUAAAAGAGAGAUGGCGCUAAUUUUGCAUAGCUCCAUCUGUCUCUACAACGUAAUGGUUCUAGUGCAUCAUAUUACGGCACCUAGUUAUUUCGGGAUGAACGUCUGUCACCGCUUCCGAUCGUCGAUUGUCGCAAAUUUAUUGCGUGGUUCGUGCGCGCAGUCACUUAAUUUCUUGCGUCUUCUUAUCUAUCAACUGUAGGCAAUUUCUUUAUCUAUUAAUAGAUUUGCAUUGCAUGAAUUAACCGUCUAAUUUACUUCAUACCUAGUAUUAUUAAUUACUAUAUACUGUCGACGAUACCCAGUUAAAAUCACUGUCGGUAGAUUGACUGAAGUAUGACAAGCUUUUUUAAAACUUUAUGAUCAUAAAACUAAUUCUGUUAACUUUAACAUCUAGUUGCGUGCAAUGUUUUAAUAGAUGGCGUUAAAUCUGUCAAUUGUAAGUAGUGUCGGUAAAACAGUGCACAGAAGAUUUUAAACAAGGUGUAUAUUGUAAACAUUGUCGCAACUACUGUACUUAGUCUAUGUCGCUAUUUGGAGGUAGUUACACGCUCCAUCGUUAUUUACAUUAUAAAAUAGCUAUCGGUAUCUCGUUUAGCACAAACACUUGUCUUUCGUGUAUAGUAACUUAGUAUUAAAUAAAAUUAUUAACUUAGGAUGGUUAGUUCAUUACUUGCACAGUCAGCACAAUACUUUAUGAUAGUUAUUAUAUAAAUAUAGUACCCUUGUUGAAUAUUAUCUGUAAUGGCGACUGUUGCUUGCAAGGAUCGACUCAGGUGUGCACUCCGAAUUGCAUUUACUGUGAGGAAUUGAACGUUGGAAAUAAAUAAAUCGUUCCCUAAAUUAACACUGCCCAAAUUAAAUAAAUUUUAUACAAUAUUUUUUUAUAAUCGAUAAGUUGUUUAAAUUUAUUCCAAUGUAAUGAUAAUGUAAUUAAUUCCAAUUACUCCAUGAUGAGUCUAAGCAUACUUUGAGCAAAGUAAGUAGUGUUAGUUGGGCGAAAACUAUUGAAUGCUUAUGAUUGUAGAAGAUAAAAUUAUAGAAAGGGCACUCGCGGCCAAUGUGGAUGUUUGUGAGUAGUAAAGAUUACGAAGAUGUUUCACUAAUUAAUUUACGUUAUUAAUUAAUCACUUGCAUUAUGUAUUAACCCAGAAUUUAUUAUAUAACUGGCAUUUGUUAAAACUUUAGCCAAAUCUUUAGUAAAUUCUUCUAGUAAAUUAAUAUGAAUGCAAUAUGUACUAGUUAUGAUAAUUGUUGUAUGUAUUAUUUGAACUGCAACACUUUGUUAUUGUUUAAGGUGGUUUUGUAUGAUAGACCUAUUUUCUUAGUUAUCAUUUAUUUAUUGUAUAUAAUAAACACACCAAAGUUAUAAGUAAUAAACAAACUUGGAUAGAUUCUUGUAAA
Trichoplusia ni (cabbage looper) is the source of this 4697-nucleotide messenger RNA. Its product is annotated as protein FAM49B. The transcript is spliced from 4 exons. Lineage: Eukaryota; Metazoa; Arthropoda; Insecta; Lepidoptera; Noctuidae. Gene Ontology annotation, molecular function: small GTPase binding. The record is from RefSeq and is a predicted model, not a curated record. Gene Ontology annotation, biological process: regulation of actin filament polymerization. The coding region runs from base 274 to 1263 and encodes 329 amino acids.